Hevea brasiliensis (rubber tree) is the source of this 757-nucleotide messenger RNA. RefSeq lists its product as uncharacterized. Gene Ontology annotation, molecular function: peptidyl-tRNA hydrolase activity. The record is from RefSeq and is a predicted model, not a curated record. Lineage: Eukaryota; Viridiplantae; Streptophyta; Magnoliopsida; Malpighiales; Euphorbiaceae. The transcript has 3 exons. Bases 1 to 612 code for a protein of 203 amino acids.
AUGAGGCCAAAUUACUAUAUUACCCCAAUGACGACUGUUCUCUGCCCGGGUCGUUUCAUUCUCUGCUUCCCUCGUUUCACUCUUUGGCGAAAUAAAAUUAGGGUUGGCGGCAAUCUCGCCUCUCUUUCCCAACGUUUCCCGAAUUGGUCACUGACUAGACUUUGCUCGAACUCAAUGAAUCAUCUCACAUCUGAUGCGGCGGAUGAGGCGGCCAAUUCUCAGAAUGAUGCCGCUGAUUUGAAAGGCGAAAAGUCGGAGGACGUGGUGGUGCAGUACGUGGUGUUGCGGCGAGACGUAAUUGAAACAUGGCCGCUGGGGAGCGUGGUGACUCAGGGAUGCCAUGCCUCUGUUAGUGCAGUUUGGGCCAACAAAGAAGAUCCUGACACUCUUCAAUAUUGUAGCCCUGAAAACAUCGAUUCAAUGCAUAAGGUUACUCUUGAAGUGAAAGGAGAAGCACAGUUGUUGAACUUGUCAGAGAAGCUCAGCGCUGGAGGCAUUGCUCAUAAGCUGUGGAUUGAACAACCCGAAAAUAUUCCUACCUGCCUUGCAACCAAGCCUUAUCCCAAAUCAAUUGUGGCAUUGUUUUUCAAGAAGUUGAAACUUUGCAAGUGAUUUUCUCUUUAGUUGAACCGAUUGUGAGCCUCGAAAUCGAAUAGAGGUGAUGAAAUUUUCAGCUUUGGCUGCUUUCUGCUCUUUGUACUGUGACUAUCGAGUUCUUGAUUUCUAAGAUUAAAUUAUGCUACUUAUUAUAUCCAAA